Messenger RNA from Pseudo-nitzschia multistriata, 1559 nucleotides. NCBI's taxonomy places the organism in Eukaryota, Bacillariophyta, Bacillariophyceae, Bacillariales, Bacillariaceae. The record is from the annotation of a GenBank genome assembly.
CAGAUCCGUGCACGGAACCGAAGCGAACCCACUCAUCCACUCUUCUUUUUGGAAACAAGACGAACAAAGAUGCCGUUGCAAGAGCAACCAUUGCUCCGUCGGGCAUCCGGCACGGGCAAAAGCACGAGCACGAGCACGAGCAUCGGCACCGGCAUCAGCAUCCACCGCCGAGCGUUCUUCUGGAUGCUGUAUGCAGCGGUUUCGGCAUCGAGCCUCGUGUUGGAAAGCCGGGCAUGGACCACGACGGCAAUGGCGGGGGCGUCCUUUUCGAACAGCAUUGGAGCACCUGGUUCCUUGUCCAAGUCUUUGUCCUUGUUUGCGUCCACUUCUGCGUCCACUUCUGCGUCCACUUCUGCCCUGGCGGCAACGACCACGGAAGACCCCUGGUUUUCGUCUUCGUCCUCUUCGUCGUCUCCGGCCUUGGCCACCGAAACCGAGAGUGCUGGCAGCGUGGAGCGGCUCAAGAUCCAGCUGCUACAGCUGGGAGCGGCGCUGGACCGCGGGCAGGCCUACAACCCAACCUCUGGUUCGUACUACGAAGAAAACAUGAAGGUGGCGCGGGACAAGAUCGGCCAGCUCCUGGACGCCGCGGCGGAUGCCGGGGAUGCCGAUAAGGACGACGAUGUCGCCGACGACAUCGCCGACGGUGCCAACCAGCCCCCCACCCUUCCGAGGUCCCUCGCCGACAUGGACGGAGAGUGGGAACUCGUCCUGUCGACGGUCCCCCACGGAAUCUUCCGGAGCUCUCCCUUCUUUCUGGCCAUCCAGGAAUCCUACGAGUACGCCGAGUCCAAGACCUUCGAGGACGGGACCAGCAAGGCCGGGCUCUUCUUCAAGCUCCACGAGCUCCAGACCUGCUCGUGGGGCGUCUCCAAGGUCGGCCGGAUCGCCCAGCACAUCGACGCGCAGGGGGGCUACCUCUACAGCACCUUUGACACCUCCCUGUUUUCCCUGACGGUCGUCCCGGUCCUCGGUUGGUUCAAGCUCCUGCCGACCUUUGGGGGCUGCGUCGUCACGGCGGCCUCGUGCACCUGCUCCGGAAAAGAGAUGCUGCUGGAGCCCGACACCUUUGGCGGCCGCAGGGUUUCCCGCCUCGACAUGGUGGUCGACUACACGACCUCACGGAAAAUCGAGGGACUCGACGGCCUCCCGCUGCUGGGGGAUUUCAUCUGGAGGAUCAAGGUGCCCGUGGGGGCCAUCUGGAAGCUCCUCCCCUGGAACAAGGGGCGGGAGGCAACCUGCAAGGUCUACGUCAACUACUGCGACGGGGAUUUCCGCAUCGUCCAGGACGCGGACGGGGAGUUUUUUGUCUACACGAGGCCGGUGGUCCCGCGGCCGCUGGAGGUGUUUUGAGAAACAACAGACCGACCGUCCGAUCCACGAAUCGAAACGAAAACGAAAACGAAACGAAACGAAACGAAGCAAAGCAAAGCUAGCGGGCAGUGACGGAACGACCGAACGCGGCGCGAGAGAACCGCGUCGUGCCACCAAUGUCCUUGGUGCUUGCAAUCCUUCUCGCAGCUAGAGUAGAACAGUAUUAGUAUUAUUCAUUCAUUACC